Molecule: messenger RNA, 2022 nt
Organism: Aspergillus bombycis
Lineage: Eukaryota; Fungi; Ascomycota; Eurotiomycetes; Eurotiales; Aspergillaceae
Product: sulfatase family protein
Exons: 4
Coding region: 1-2022 (673 amino acids)
Source: RefSeq, a predicted model, not a curated record
AUGGCUAUUAGCAAAGCCCAGCUAUGUCUCGAUGUCAUUACUCGGUACUUUGAGUUUUCCGCGCAGCUGAAAGCCAUGCGUCAAAUGCUUGAACGGGCCAUCCAGCAACACAAACGCUGGUUGGAGUCUUCGGAUCACAGAGCGGUCGCCACAGCAGAUCCAAGUCCUCAUCCGCCUCCGGGUAUUUCGCGCGACGCAUAUAUGCGCCAGCGGCUUGCCAUCCACAGCCUCUUGCGACAGUCGGACUUUGUGGACGACAGUCGUGAGGCUGCUCCAGAACCUGCACUAAGGCACACGGUGAAUUGGACCCCGUCUACUGAAGACGAGCAGGUGCAUGAGCCACCCGUAGACCUGGAUAUUCGAGAUGAGCUCUAUCCGUUGACGGACCCGCUAACAAACGACCCGAGCCUACUAUUUGGCCUCCCGUACGGACUGGAUAUCAACGGCUGGCCAGGAGCCCGCGAUGGCCGGCCGAACAUUAUCUUCAUCAUGGCAGACGACCACGCCUCGAAGUCCAUUAGCUGCUACGGCGCAGGAAUCAACCACACCCCCAACAUCGACCGUCUGGCGACCGAGGGUAUGAGAUUCAACCAUUGCUAUGUAACAAACUCGAUAUGUACGCCAUCACGAGCGGCAAUCCUCUGUGGCACGUAUAAUCAUGUCAAUGGCGUGAUGACUCUUGAUGACCAGAUCAAUAAACACAUUCCCAAUGUUGCCAAGCAUCUUCGGACUGGCGGCUACCAGACUGCAAUGGUCGGGAAAUGGCAUUUGGGAGAGGGCGUGGAGAAUCAACCUACAGGCUUCGACUACUGGUCUGUUCUCCCAGGCCAGGGUCUUUACUGGGACCCGGACUUUAUCGGGCCGGAUGGCGCGCAUACCGAGCUGGGAUAUGUCACGGACAUUAUUACUGACAAAUCUGUCGAUUGGAUGAAGUCGCGAGACCGCAACCGUCCGUUCUUCCUGAUGUGCCAUCAUAAAGCGCCCCAUCGGUCAUGGGAAUGCGACGACAAACACAAGCAUAUGUACCAAGAUCCGGUGCGCUUGCCGGAUACGUUCACAGACGACUAUAAGCAUCGUGCCAAAGCGGCCAAGAUAGCGAAAAUGCGCGUCGCGGAAGACCUCACCUACCAGGAUUUGGGACUGGUCCAGCCCGACGGCGGUCGCAGCGUCGGCGAACCUGUGCUUCAAGAAAAAGGGAACAGUGAGCGCAAGGUUCCAGCGCCAACUACCGACGCAGAGCUCAUGGCAAUGAAACUGAUUGACAAGGACGAUGGCACGAUCUUUACCUUCCAGAGCCACGCGGAGCUGGCCGAAUUCAAAUUCCAGCGAUAUAUGCAACGGUAUCUUCGCACCAUCCAAUCUAUUGAUGAUAACGUUGGCCGGUUGUUAGACUACCUCGAUGCCGAGCCUGAGCUGGCAGCAAACACGAUCGUCAUCUACACCUCGGACCAGGGAUUCUUUCUGGGAGAGCACGGUUGGUUUGACAAGAGGUUCAUGUACGAAGAGUCUUUCCAGAUGCCAUUCCUUAUCCGAUAUCCCAAGGAGAUCAAUCCUGGCUCAGAAUGCGACGAUAUUAUCUGCAACGUGGACUUUGCGACUACCUGGCUGGACUAUGCCAAUAUCCCCGUGCCCUCGUACAUGCAAGGCACAUCCUUUCGUCCACUUUUGCGCGGCUAUACCCCAGAGUCCUGGCAACAAGUAGCAUAUCACCGAUACUGGAUGCAUAAUGACAUCAUACACCAUGCACAUGCACACUACGGUGUACGUAACCAGAGGUACAAGCUCAUUUACUGGUACAACGAGGCAUUAGACAUGAAGGGAGCACGUCCCGGAGGUGAAGACGUUAAAGAGUGGGAACUAUUCGACUGCGACCAAGAUCCAUUAGAGCUGUUCAAUGUGUACCAUGACAAAGAUUACCAGGAAGUGGGGAGGGAAAUGACCGUCCUUCUCGAGAAAAAGAUGUUAGAGAUCGGGGAUGAGCCUGUUCAUCAUAAGCAAUCAUGGCAGUGGGCCUCUCUAUGA